Molecule: messenger RNA, 726 nt
Organism: Lactuca saligna
Lineage: Eukaryota; Viridiplantae; Streptophyta; Magnoliopsida; Asterales; Asteraceae
Source: the annotation of a GenBank genome assembly
AUGUACGCCCAGCGUACGCUGGAUGUUAUAGCCCAAAGAACUCAAAGGACCAACCCACCCGAGGAUGUGACCGAUCACCGUUUCUUACAAUUUCCACAAACUCUGAACGAUGCAACCCGGGCACGAUAUGUCACCAAUUUAAGUUUGUUGCUCACCGAGGAGAUCGAUAUAGCACCCUCAUUUGACUGGGAAUUGGUGACCCGGACUGGACUAGCUGCAUUGAUCCAGGAAUUUUUGCAAUACACGUACUCGGACACGAGUGGUGUGGACUUGUUCGUGUGUCAGGGAUGGGCACGUUUGUUCAGGAUCCAGGAGCCUGUUUAUCGGAAAUUUUUGCUGGAGUUUUACGCUAUAGUUUCCUAUGAUCCUAGGAAGGCACCCGAUGACAGGACAACCUUUGCCUUCAGACUGGGGGGAGCGAGCCGGGAAUACAGCGUGAUAGAGCUUGCGACUGGAGUGGGUAUUUACACAACCGAUGAGACGAGGAGUGUCCAUUUCUCGACAUUCCUUUCUGAUUGUCUCACAGACCGGCCAGAAGACUAUAACGAUAACACUUUUUGGGCCGAGAUUACGGGAGGAGUUUAUACACCAUCUACCACACGAGGGAGGAUGAUUCGUUUUAUUUUGACGCAAGGAAGAAGUAUCAUCCCGGCUGCCACGACAUGGUUGACACUUUCCUAUGUUGUGGGGGAGUUUUUCAUCACGAGAAGAGGAUGCCAUUAUUGA